ACUAUCCUGCGGCAAGGAUGUCCCCAGGCCCGUGUGCCGUCACAUGGGGCUCAAGGGUGCGCAGGACGGGGCAGGAGCCGCUGCAAACCACUGGGGCCUGGUCUGUGGUCUCUUGGCCCGACAUCAGGGCGACGCGUGAGCUGCAACAGCACCCGUUCGUGGGCUCUCCCUGCGAUGUGCUUCCACACGCGCCCCUGUACCUGGGAGCCAGGCGGGGAGAGCACGUCGUGCACAUUCUACAUGAGGUCAACGGAAGCCACAGAGGUGGCACGAUGUGUGCCCGACAGCCUUCCCCCGGCACUCUCCGACAUCCUCCCAGAGAAGCCGUCUGCCCGGUUCCGUGGGAGCCGCUGACCAGAAAGGGAAAGCCUCCGUGCAGAGAGCUCGGGCUGCUUGAGGGCACAACCGCACUCGCCUCAGGUGGGGACAGACUGUCUCCGUUGCUAGCGCUGCUGUGGGCACAGAACGGCCUGGCUCUGCCAACGAGGUGUGGACACCAGUGGAGCCAGAGGCUGAGGGCUCCGGGGGAGCACGGCAGGACCCGGGGAUGGUUCCCUGCAGAGCAAGUCCGCAAGUGUCCAGUAUGUGCGGUUACACUAUGCGAGACAUUUCUCGGGUGGGGACGUGCGGGUGUGGUUUUGUGGUACUUGGAGCAAGGGGUUCAGUGUCCAGCCCCGGGCAUCAGGCUGUUGGGAAUGCCUCACUUCUGUCCUAUGUGGGGGGCGGACGUAGAAGGCUCCAGACUGACUGGAGUUGGCCUCACGGGGCCAAAGAGGUCUGGAAGUGCCACCUCCACGUCACCAGGGGCCAGACGCCAGCAGCUAGGCCAUCCCUUCUUCCAGAAGGUCCCCUCGCACGGGCAGCACCCUGUGGGGAGACGCCUGUUUUGUGGGCGGGCAUUCUGCUCCCAGUGUCCCCCAGCACCGCAGCAGGCUUAGCAGCCACGCUGCCCUCCUGGCUGCCUCUCCCAGAGAGCGAGCAUGCAAGUGGGACAAUCUCAGCAGACCCUGCGCUCGGCGUGGGGCCCGACAUGGGUUCAAUCUCAUGACACCGAGACCACGGCCCGAGCUGCGAUCCCAGAGUCAGACGCUCAGCCGACUGAGCCACCCGGGUGACCCUCGUCAUUACUGCUGGGAAUAGUUCCUCUCUUCCUGCUCUCUCCUCCUUCUGGCGGACUGAGGGACGCCGGCAGGAGGCCGAGGCUCGCUCUCUCUCGGCGUCUCAUUUAGGACAGAUUCUCUUGCGAUGACUUGGAACUUUCUGUUCUUCCUUCUACCAUCUUUGUUCUUGGGUUAAUCCCAUCUAGUGAGCUUUCCUUAUCAAAUAUUAUAGUUCCCACCUACAGAAGUUUUGUUUAGAACUUUUCAUAUUCUCGGUUCUUCUCAUCAUGUGUAUGUUUUCCUUUAAAUAUUUGAAUGCAGUCAUUCCAGUUCUUUUUAAUAUCUUUGUCUGCUCGGUUAUUUCUGGGCCUCUUCCUACCGAUGGAUUUUCCUCUCGCAUGUGGAUCACAUUUCCCGCUUCUUCACAUGUCUUGUACGUUUUGAUUGGGUGUUAGGCAUUGUAACAUUUCCUUGAAAAAUUUUUUUAGAGUGUUGGUUUUAUUUUGGUGGGCAGUUAGGUUCCUUGACUGGUCAUUUCAAAGAUUUUUAACUUUUCUAGUCUAAGUCUACGUGGGUCUUCACUCCAGAGGUACCUAGGCCUACUGCUGACGUGUGACUUCUCUCAGUCUCCACUAAAGGGAGGUGACGACGGACACUCAUUCCUCGGACUGAGUAUCUCCCUACUCUGACAGCUCUGGAAAUGGUUCGGCUUACAAGUUGUCUGUCUUUCCUUCCCCUUUUCGUAUAGAUAGCUACGCUACACGUCUAUGGGCUAGUACACAGGGAGAACUCAAAAACAUGCCUCUACAGGUUUCUGGAGCUCUCUUCUGUGUAGUACCCUCCUUUCUAGACUGUCCUGCGACUGCCACCCCCUCUGCCUUCCCAAACUCCAAUUCCCAUUUUUGCAACUCAGUAAGGCUGCUGAGCUCUGUUUGGCCUCCCUCUCUGUGCCUUCAGCCCAGAAAGUGCCUUCAGGCAGAAAGUCAGGGGGAUUCUGGAACUCACCUCAUUUGUUUUCCUUUUUUCAAGGACCAUGAUCCUCUGCUGACUAUUGCCUGAUGCCUGAAAACAGCUGUUUCAUAUAUUUUGUCCAACUUCCUAGCUGUUUACGGAGAGACAUUAAAGCAUAGUCCAUAGAAUAGCCAGAAGAGGAAGAGGGCAUUAGCCAUGCUGUGGCCCCAGAACACACGCCGUGGAAGAGUAAGCCGAUUUGGCUAUUUCUUAAAGUAUUUACUUUGGUAUAGAAGUUCUUUCUACAUAAACUUUCCCCCAAGUGGCACAACUGUUUCAUCAAAACGCUUUCAAGAGGAGAGCUAACAAAGAUCUACUUGACCGUCGCUUCUCGAAAAGUUUACAGGACACUCUGCACUUCUUAAAAUGUCUCAGGUCGUAAUCAUUAGCCCAGGCAGGAAGCCGGCGCUGCUCGCCCAGCUCAGGACCCGGCGCUGCUCCCUCCUCUGAACAGAGCACGGGUAGUGCACAGCAACCCGUACCAGUUUGGCUGGUAUGCCAGGUCCUCCCGUCCAGUCCUGCCUGAGAGUGGGAACAGGCGAGCCAAGAGGGUGAAGAGCAGGGGGGGGGGACCCCUUGCCCCCUGGGGCCCCACAACCUCACAGUCACAGUGCCAAAUAAGCUUCCUGGCUCUCAGGGCCAGCCCUUGUCCCCAUGUGGCUCAUGAGGUCUCUCUGUGGCGUGGCCAGCGAGAACGCGUGCUGAGCCCGCCAGCGGGAGGCCCUCCACCCAUCAGCGGCUCAUGCUCCCAGAGCCCAGCCAAUGAGCCCUGACUGGAAACUGCCUCACAACACGUUUCUGGUGCGGAGGCCCCCCCUGGCUCUAGCUGGCCCCCUUUCCUGUGGCUUGUGCUGCUGGUCUCCGAGUCGGGUCUCACCAGGUUCUCCUAGGUCUGUCUGUCUCGCAGAUGCUCACAUUCCAGUAAGGCUCUCAGACCCAAGGGGAGGUCCCUGGUGAGUGCCCAGGCAUGAGGGCUACACGGGAAGAAGAGAAUGUAUUGUUCCAGGUGCAUUUACAAUAGAAUCACAAGACAUUCUUUCAGGUCAUCUAACCUGUGUCAUUCUAACCUGUCUUAUCACAAAUCCAUAUCACAAGUGGCCGUCACUCAGAGCCAGUGCUGGGCCAUCAGCCUGCGGUCCUGUGUGCAAACCCUGGGUUUCAUGAGAAAAACAAUAGCAUCUCUGCGGAAGCCAGAUGGUAAUACCCUUGGCGAUACCCCGUGGACGGGGUAACUCUAAGGUCCCAUGUUCACUGUAUGUUUUUAUGACCUCAGACCAGGGCUAGGCUCGCAGAGCCACAGCUGAAGCAAGGUGCCUUCAGAGGAAGGUCCAGACCCUGCUCCUGAGCCGACGCAGCCUUCAGGGAGGGCACAGGACAGUCUCCACUCAAGAACACAGACACCAAGAAGGGGACAGAUAAGACGGAGUCCUGGGGGCCCACUCAGCCCUAGUCAGAGGCAGGUGACACGCUGCAGGAUGGACAUGAGGACAAGCCCAGGAGGGCCUGGUGUGUUUGCCCUGCGAUAACAAGCGGAAACAUUCCGGACUCUCCAGUAGAGAAGCCCAGUCUUCCCGGCAGUCACCAGAUUCCCCGGCUGGGAAGGAAACUUGCCAGAGGCCGGGCCUCUCUCUGGAGCCCGCCAGCUGAGCGGAGUCACGGCAGCGUGUUGUCUGUCCUCUCCUGUGCGCGUGCAGUCCUGGCACAGCCCCCAGCCGGGGGGCCACACGGCACGAGGCAGGGCCGGCCAAACCAGCGGUAAUUCGGCGCACACAUUGUUCUGAUUUUUUUAACUAGUUGCCAAUACUCAAAAAUGAAAACGUGCUACAUAAAAACAAGAUUACUAGCUUCUCUGGAAAAAUGGGACGAUCUGGCACAUUGCACCAUCUGCCACUGAGGGUCAACUGCGGGACAGUGUCACGGGCUUGCUAGAGCCAGCCCACCAGCCCGCCGCCGCCGCCACCCAGAGGACCGGCCGGUGGUUAGCGCGGCCCCCUGAGGCCUGCACGCAGCCAUCUGUGCCUGGCGUCCACGGGUACCGUGGUGCGGACUCUCCUCAGCCGGUGGGCUCAGGGUCCGCAAGGCAUCGGCUUGGACUCUGGUACUGAUCCCCUGACUGGGAGCUGGGAGACCUUAGGGGAAUAACUUAGUGUCUGUGGGCCCAGGUCUGCUCACCCGAAGGCAGAGAGCCCUGGCCUUUGAGCUCCGGGAGCUGCUGAGAAAGGGACCCGGUGCCGAGAGGCCUCCACGCGGGCUCGGGCUGUGAACACAAGGUGGCUGGGUCUGUUUUUCCGUGGAUUGCUGGUUAAGAACAGCCUGGCAAUGUGCUUAUCUGAUUCAGAUGUCAUCUCUGUAGAGAGAUCUGUUUGGAAACAUUCUUACCACACAGGAUUUAAAAAUAAUUUUGGAUUAGAAGCCAGUUAGUAGCACCAUGCAUAGCCUUUUCUUAACCUUUUAUGCAAUCCUUUUUAAAGAGCAAAAUGCUUAAUUUCAGGAAACACUAAUGUAAUUUUCAAAAGAGCAACAAUCGACAGAAAAGAAAGUGACACCCACACUGUAUCCUUCGAAGUUGUAACCCUUCUACCCCUGCUCAUUUUGGUCCUCCAGGGGAUCCCCUUGGGGGCAGCAAGGGAGGAGGGUGAGGGUCUCCAG
Messenger RNA from Mustela erminea (ermine), 4760 nucleotides. RefSeq lists its product as uncharacterized. Lineage: Eukaryota; Metazoa; Chordata; Mammalia; Carnivora; Mustelidae. The transcript has 2 exons. Bases 18 to 938 code for a protein of 306 amino acids. The record is from RefSeq and is a predicted model, not a curated record.